Messenger RNA from Ooceraea biroi (clonal raider ant), 7190 nucleotides. It is a transcript of the gene Abl, whose product is annotated as tyrosine-protein kinase Abl. Gene Ontology annotation, molecular function: protein binding; non-membrane spanning protein tyrosine kinase activity; ATP binding. Lineage: Eukaryota; Metazoa; Arthropoda; Insecta; Hymenoptera; Formicidae. The record is from RefSeq and is a predicted model, not a curated record. Gene Ontology annotation, biological process: protein phosphorylation.
CACCGUGAUCUGCGCUUCGAGUGGGUGGCCGAUCGCACUGCCGACGUUGACUCGCGGUGGAUCGCGCGUUCCGGAUAACGCGCAGGACGAUGAUCGCGACGUCAGUCUCGCCGCCGGCGCCCAAGUGCCGGAAGUGAAGUCGUGCGAGGGUGGCGAGCGAGGAACGGGUCCGGGGCACCGCUCGCAGCCGGACGGAGAGGCGACACGCGACGGGCAUGGUACAGUAGUCGGCGGGCAACAUCAUGGGCGCCCAGCAGACCAAGGACAGGGUGAUCCCCGUCGGAUCCACCGUGCGACAGACGAGGAAGCAGCCCAGGAACCUGAAGGAUACACGCGUCAUAGGCUCUAACAUAUUCACCGAGCACAGCGAGGCGCUUUUGCAAAGUAGACCGCUACCUCACAUUCCAGCAUUGCCAGAAGGUGACCCUCCAAGUGGUUCUAGCAUUCAAUCAAUCUCACAACAAGCAAACGUUCAACAACACAGCAGUGUGUCUAGUGGACUUCUUGAAGCAGCAAAUAGAUGGACCAGCAAAGAGAAUCUGCUGGCGCAGGAAGAGGACGAUCCUCAAUUAUUUGUCGCCUUGUACGAUUUCCAAGCUGGUGGGGAGAAUCAGCUUAGUCUGAAAAAAGGUGAACAAGUGCGUAUCCUAAGCUACAACAAGAGCGGAGAAUGGUGUGAGGCCCACUCGAGCACCGGGCAAGUAGGAUGGGUACCGUCGAAUUACGUGACUCCCGUCAACUCCCUGGAGAAACACUCUUGGUAUCACGGCAGGAUAUCGAGGAAUGCUGCGGAGUAUCUGCUGAGCUCGGGAAUAAAUGGCAGCUUUCUCGUUCGGGAGUCGGAAAGCAGCCCCGGGCAACGUAGCAUAUCUCUGAGAUACGAGGGUCGAGUGUACCACUACAGGAUCAACGAGGACAGCGAAGGCAAGAUGUUCGUGACGACGGAGAGCAAGUUCAACACGCUGGCUGAACUAGUGCACCAUCACUCGAUGCUUGCUGACGGCCUCAUCACGCAAUUGCUGUAUCCCGCACCAAAGCACAACAAGCCUACCGUCUUUCCGCUGAGCCCAGAGCCGGACGAAUGGGAGAUUAAUAGGACGGACAUAGUGAUGAGGCAUAAGUUAGGAGGCGGCCAAUACGGCGACGUGUAUGAGGCGGUGUGGAAGAGAUACAACAUGACAGUGGCGGUCAAGACGUUGAAGGAGGACACGAUGGCGUUGAAGGAUUUCCUUGAGGAGGCGGCCAUCAUGAAGGAGAUGAAGCACAGGAACUUGGUGCAGCUGCUAGGCGUUUGUACCCGGGAGCCGCCCUUCUACAUCAUCACGGAGUUCAUGAGCAAGGGCAACCUGCUGGAUUACCUGCGAAACGAGAGCAAGCAUCAGAUUAACGCCGUGGUCCUGAUGCACAUGGCCACGCAGAUCGCGAGCGGCAUGAGUUAUCUAGAGAGCAGAAAUUUCAUUCACCGCGAUCUGGCGGCGAGGAAUUGCCUAGUCGGCGAGAACCACCUCGUCAAGGUCGCGGAUUUCGGCUUGGCUCGUCUCAUGAGGGACGACACGUACACGGCGCACGCCGGCGCGAAAUUCCCCAUAAAGUGGACCGCACCGGAGGGAUUGGCGUACAAUAAGUUUUCUACGAAGUCUGACGUAUGGGCAUUCGGUAUCCUGCUGUGGGAGAUCGCUACUUACGGUAUGUCGCCGUAUCCCGGUGUCGACCUGACGGACGUUUAUCACAUGCUUGAAAAGGGCUAUCGAAUGGAGUGUCCUCCCGGUUGCCCGCCCAAGGUUUACGAGCUGAUGCGUCAGUGUUGGCAGUGGUCGGCGGCAGAUCGGCCAACCUUUAAGGAGAUACACCAUUCGUUAGAAAAUAUGUUUCAAGAAUCGAGUAUCACCGAGGAGGUAGAGAAGCAGCUUCAAGGUGGAGGGGAAAUCCCAUUACUGUCAUACAAAAAGUCACAGACUGGAAGUACGGGGAAUAUACACGGACUUGUUCUCGUGUCCGAGCAAUUAUCUUCUUCCGGCAUUACGCAAGAAGGCGCCAGUGCGGUUACGAAACUGAGUACCUUUAUGGGCGGCCUGUCGAGUAGGAGUAAUAGCAAUAUGGUCCAAAUGCGAAGGUCUACCAACAAGAAAGGAAAGCAAGCGCCAGCACCUCCAAAGAGAACUAGCCUGCUGUCGUCGUGCAGCUCUUUUCGGGACUCUGCCUACCAAGAGCAAGACCAGCAAAAUAUCGAAGUGAGCACUAUGACGCUUGACGAUGGCACAGAUCUAAAUGGUAUUGAUAAGAUUUUUGAAGGUAUCACACGUGAUCUCGUGACAAUGGCUACACAGUCAAUUACUACAGGAGGUUGCGAUAUGGACGACGAUGGAGAUGGGUCGCAAGGGACAGCAGAGCAUAACUUUGUUUCUCAACCGUCAACCUCGCCGGAACCAGUAUCCAACUUACUGUGCAAUCAGAAACAAAUUAAAUCUCGACCUUACACGUCUAAGGAAGUACUGCCUCAGAAGCUGGUACAUGUGGGUGCGCUGGAGGUGCAAAAUGUUAAGAGGGCGAUCAACCGCUACGGUACUCUGCCGAAAGGCGCCCGGAUCGGUGCGUACUUGGAGUCCCUGCGACAGAGCGGCAUGCCGUCGAAUCAGGAGAACGUCCCAGUCACCGGCCCAGUGAUGGAGCAGCAGCAGCAGGAGACCGUCGUCAUCACGAGUGUCGUCGACACGGUGCCGCAGCAUCGCUCACUCUCGCCUCGUCAGAACAAUUUGCGCAGUCAGCCGCAGAUGACGCGUAGCAACUCGUCGAGCGGCGUAGUGAACACGUAUCAACCGCCGAAUUCGCCACGCAGCCGUGCCGUGGCCGUCCGGAAGAACAACGCGGAAGGGAUCGGCCUGCGGACCUUCCGCGCGCCAAACAGUUCUAGCUUUCGCACCGCCAGCCCCUCGAGAUCGGUCCAACCGACUCUGGCUGAUCUGGAGUUUCCACCGCCGCCAGUGGACCUGCCGCCGCCUCCGGAUGAAGUCUUCGGCGAUCAGUGCGAUCUGCCGCCACCGGCGGCGACGGCGUCCCCGUGCGCCGAUACUUCCUCUUCUCACGCGAAGAUCGCAAGCUCGCCGGUCGGCCUGAGAAAGGUGAAAGCGGAGUGGCGGAGCAAGGAUGAAGUAAGCGAUUACGAUCAGGACGAGAGGAACAACGACGUGAGGAACGCGGAGCCAUCGGUGAAGGAAGCUAGCUCGCGAUUUGGCGUGAAUUUGCGACGUCGCGAGACCACUGCUUCUACCGACACGCACGGUAAGCCCACCGCGGAUGAAAAGAAGUUGAUUUACAAGCCGAAGGAGACCAACAGCGGCGCGAUAAAAGCGGAAUCGACUUCAGACACGACGAUUGCGGCUCCCGAGGAAGCACCACCGCCGCCACCACCGCCGCCGCCUCCCAUCGGCGGCGUCACCGGCAUCUGCAGUGAUACCUUCGAGUCGAAACCUGGCAUGAAGGAGAUGUUGGAGCUCAAGUUGAUCAAUGAGAUCAAGCUGAGCGCUGACAUGAAGCACGGCGGCUCUGCGAAGAAAAUCGGCAGCAUUGCCAAUAGCAAUGUGCCUUCGUCGGUGGCACCGCUCGACCCGGCGUCGCAGUUGUUGUCAGAAUUGUGCGCCAGUUUCAGCAUGGAUUCCGCCAACAAGCAGCACGUCGUUCCGAGCGAGUACGCGAUCUCGACGUUGAAGAGCAACGACGUGUCCGGUAGCGGCGGCGGCGUCCAGGAAAACGUGCACGCGCACGGUACGGCUUUCGUUGAGAAGAGCGGCAGUCACAAAUGCGAUCACAUGCCGAUGACCUCGCCGAUCACGGAGAGCCAUGUACUGAGCGCGACUAGCGUAGGUUUCAAAUUGAAGAAGGUGGACAAGAGGUGUAAUCCGCAGAAGGAGGAGAAUCCAGACGGCCAGAUAAUCGACUUCAAGGCCCGGUUGCGGAAGGUGGAUAACACGGACAAGGAGAGGGCCGCGGCGGAGGAGAAGAACAAGUCGUCGCGCUUCGACGACAGCGCGGGCAGUAACGUCGCGGAUUCAGCGGAGUCGUCCGGGGUGGACGACGCGAACGACGACAAGCGCCGUAGUACGGGUAGUAUCAGCAGUCUGAAGAAACUAUGGGAGAACAAAGAGGCUUCUUGUGAUAACCAACCGCUUAGUCCUAAAUUAAACGUACGUGGAACGAGUAGUAAGCAAGACGUCGGCGACGCCAGCGAGGACUCGCCGGAGGAUCACAGUGGCGCCUCGACCAGGAGCUCGACCAGCAAGGGCGAUCCGCGAGUUUGGCCGCCCCCGACGCCAUCCACGGACGGGGUGGAGAAGCCGGUCGUGCCGGCGAAGCCGCUGAAGCCGCUCGGACCCUCCAGCAAGCAUUUCGGUACCUCGAUAUACGCGACGCCCAACUGCAAUAAGUCGCCGUCGCAGAGCGACGAUGACGGCGGUGGCGGCAAGCAGACUGGCAACACUGGCGAAUCAAAGGGUGCAAAGCAAAGCGUGAUGGAGAUAUCGAACGUCGUAGAGAAUAGCAUUCUGAAUCUGAAAGGCAGUCCCACCAUCGUCAUGGCCAGCUGGCUGCAGCUGUCCGACAAGGUCGGCCUGCUGCACGGCAUGUGUGUCAACCUGACGGACACGGCGAUCGCACCGCACGCGAGGUUCCAGUUCCGCGACCUGCUCACCCGGCUCGAGCUGCAGGCGAGACAGCUGCGGGCCGCCGGCACGCGCAACAUCACCGAGAACACGAGACUCUUAAGUGACGUGCAGAACACGAUAAAGGACGUAAUAAACACGGUGCAGAGGUAAAGUCGCGAGCCUGGCGGAUUGAAGAAUCAAAAUCAGGGUCGUCUCGCCCUGCGAGUUCUCUCUUGCUCUCCUCAUCACGAUGGUUGCGUUAGAUUCGCGGAGUUCAUCAUCAUCCUCUCAUUGUCCCUUCAUCUCUCUAUUUCUAUCUCGGAUCCGCAUGGGACACGCGCGCGCGUAUAGUAUACAUAUAUAUAUAUAUAUAAAUCUAUAUAAAUACGUAUAUCUAAGUCACUAGCAAGAUCUAUCGAAGAGCAAAGUCUUUUUUUGGAGAGACGACUUUGAUCUUCGAGCGAGUAUACUAAGAGCGAAACUAGUGUGAAUAAGUCCUCGAUCGAUAUUAACGUCUAACGUGACUGCAUGAUCCUUGAAGGGAAUUAAUCCAAAGCCGCAUGAGCCGGUGUGCUUCCCCGAGUCACGCAGUCACCCACGCAAUGAUAUACGCAUCACCCAUAUAUGUACACACAACUCGGAAUCCCGUGCAACGCAAGAGUUCGUAUGCAUUUACACUACUUCUUCCGCCUGUAUACCGUUCGCAAUAUUUUGGAGGAUCUUUGAGAAGGAUCGCUAUACGAUCAGUGUGCAACUCACCGGGCCUGGCAGAAAUACGGCCUUAAAAAAAGGAAAUAUACACCCUUCUUCGCAUGAUCGAAUUUCUAUAUCAGGGCGUACGUGACGGUUUUCAUAUAUGAUAGUAAAUGUGAUGAUUAUAGUUACUGUAACGGAGUAACGCGAUUACGCGCAAAUUCUCAGUAGUAUAUAUAUAAUUGGAGUAUCGGCAUGAGUAGGAGUAUCGGAUGCAAGGGGCGUCGCGUGCGCGCGCGCGGAAUAUCGGCACGCUAACUCUGCUAUAUCCUCGAAGUCGCUUAAAUCGUAUCGCGUAAAUCGUUUCGUUUUACAUGUAAUUUUAUACACACACGUACAUCGCCAUCGUGCUUAGUAUAUAUACAUAUAUUAUAAUACGCGAAAUUUUUAGACUAGAAUAUAUAUAUAUAUAUAUAAAAAUACGGAAUACCUAAGCGCGCUAAGUAAGUCGUUUCAUGUGUACCGUGGGACAAUAUAAACGAUUUUGUAUUUGUAUAGAGUAAGUUGGAUAUAACAGCUAUACACGUAUACACACACAUACACAUACACGAUAAUCGUACGCCUACGUAAAAUUAUAUCCGAACAACAGGCAACAAAGUCGAAUGUAAUUAAUCAAAUUCUUGAGUGUCGUGUGCUUCGUUUCUUAUCCAUGAUGAUAUGAAAAAAAAAUAAUAAUACGGUUCUUCCAAGAGCACAGUAGCGGAAAUAUUCGCCUGAAGACAUCCAUGCGGCGUGGAAUAAUUCGUAACGUAACUUACAGGAAGUGCAUCUUAAUCGAUAGGCAUGUACGUGCCAGAAUGAAGUGAGAGCUAGAACAAAGUAACGGACAAAUAAUAAUAUACGAUAUUGUAUUAUCUGUGUCUCUGUACAGUAUUCUCCGCGUACUAUCAUGUAGAGUCGAGAUUUCGAAGUAUCAUGCAUUUGUUCACCGUUAUUUCGCACUCAUUCUUGCGUAUCGCGUCGCGAUCGUAUCGUUCGUAUCGUUUUAUAUACAUCUACUUUUCCCUUAAAAACGAAAAUGAGUAAGAUUUUAGUGAGUAUCGUAUCGUAUAGAGUUAAAUUUCUGUUGUUCAUAAUAUGACAUAAUGUUACAAAGUUCCGCGCAAACGUCCGCUGGUAGCGAUCGACUGUAUGCGUUUCCGCGCGGAGAACGAGUAAGCUAAGUUUUGUAGUAGUUUGUAAUACAUCGAGUGUGUAGGGCUAUUGCUCCGAACUGAUUUUUAUGGAGGUUUUCAGGCUUAUACUUCAUCCGGCUUGUGCUUGAUACUAAAGGAGAAUGCAAUAGCGACGGGAAAUAAGUCACCGACGAACUAUUUCUUAUUGACACUGCCUAUAUCGUACGUUACGGCUAGUAGUGUAUAUAUAUAUAUAUAUACACAUAUAUAUGUGUAUAUAUAUAUAUAUAUAUAUAGAAUUUCCCAGUAAUCUUAAAAUCAUGUACAUGUAUUCUUUCGGUCCGACUUUCCAAUCCUCUUUAUACAUUUUCUUUUUGUACCUGUGAUAAAACUAAUCAACUCCUUCGUCUCUUCUUCUUUUUAUCAAAAGAAUCAUGCUCAACAGAAACAAUAAUAGUUAUAUACGAAUGAAUUUUAGUCAACGGACGUUUAUUUGAAUGAAAUUGUAUUAUUGAAAGAGAUACUAAAAAUUAAUGUUUUAUAUAUAAUAUGUAUUAUAGUAAUUUUAUGUCUAUUUAUACUUGUGUAUUUAUUUCUAAUUUUUUCAUGUAAAAUUACUCUCCUAUCGACCAACGUACUGAUUCACUAAUACAAAAUUUUAAUAUUGCUUUAUACAUUGAUAUAA